This is a messenger RNA of Parasteatoda tepidariorum (common house spider), 2207 nucleotides long. The record is from RefSeq and is a predicted model, not a curated record. NCBI's taxonomy places the organism in Eukaryota, Metazoa, Arthropoda, Arachnida, Araneae, Theridiidae.
UCUCGGUUGGGAUCAUGUUUAAUUUAUUUUUAUAUUUUAAUCGAUAUACCGGUUCAUAACUUGUGCGUUCUAACUUUUACGAACGCAGCUUGAUCGAUGCUUAAAUUGAACUUUCAUUGAAAAAUAGGUUAAAAGAGAAACAAGAGUAAAUCUCCACCCAAAUUUCAAGUUUUGCAAGAAAAAAAAACUCAAAAAAUAUAAUAAUUGACCGAGUUUAUUCAGAGGAAAGAAAUAGGAAACUUUGUGGAUGAUUACUCAAAGUGUUAUCGUUAGAAUUUGUCUGCUGAUAGCAUUUGCCGCCAUCAUAUGGGUAUACUGCUACAUGCCAGUACAGUACAGUUCAGCCAGUGUGGGAAAUAACACUCCAGCAGUUUCUGAGGCAUCAGCACGGAAUUAUCAGUCACCCAUUCUUCUACGCAGACUAUUAUCCAGUUACAUACUCCCUGAAACUAAUGCCAGUCUCAUACAGCCCGAGCUACCAUGCAACGGCAGUGUCUUUCUCGUGAUUGUAGUGUGCUCGGCUAUCCCAAACUCCAAAGCCAGAGAUGCCAUUCGACAAACAUGGGGACAACAUGCAAUGCCCGAUAUUCAGAUAUAUUUCCUUCUAGGAAGAACCAACGACGAUGUCUUGAACGCUGCUGUUGUCAGGGAGGGCGAUGAACACAACGAUAUCAUCCAGGAAGACUUCUUGGACACUUACAACAACCUAACCUUAAAGUCUGUGAUGUUGCUGAAAUGGGUCAACCAAACCUGUGCACAUGCCACGUAUGUUAUGAAAACAGACGAUGACAUGUUUGUCAACCUGCCCAAUCUUCGUGAAAGAUUGCAAUCUAAGGGACAUCCGAAAAUGCUGAUGGGCUGUCUCAUAAAAGGUGCUGCGCCAGUUAAAGACCGAAAUUCUAAGUGGUACGUUUCGGAGGAAAUGUUUUCUGGCAAGGAAUAUCCACCAUAUCUAUCGGGAACGGGAUAUGUAUUUUCCGGAGAAGCUGUACCCGGUUUGUAUAAAGCUGCAUUGGAAAUGGAAUUUUUCUAUUUGGAAGAUAUUUUCAUAACUGGUAUGUGCGCCAGUAAAAUUGGUCUCCAUCCUGUGGAUGAUAGUGGUUUUAGAUAUAAAAAGAGAUCGAAUACUUACUGUACUUUCAAGACUUUGAUUACUGCCCACAGAAUGACUCCUGAAGAGUUAUUAAGUAUGUGGAACAAACUCCAAGCACUAUCUACUAUGAAAUGUAAGACCCAAAGAUAGUUUUUCCAGUAUCACUUAAACUACCAUAUUCUAAAGCCACUAUCACGCAAGGGAUGGUCUUAGGUGGUCCAAUAAUUGUUGUACAUCACUGUUUUUCAAAAUGACUCAGAAAAAGUUGUUGAGCUUAUGGAACAAACUCCAAUCAUUGUCUUCUAUAAAAUGUGAUACCCAAAAAUUGUGUUCCUAGUAUCACAUAAACCACUACGUUCUUUAACCACCAUUACCGACUGAAUGAUAGUGGUUUAUGCAUCAUAAUAUAUCGAAUAACUAUUACACAUUUAAGACUGAUUACUGCCCUAUGAUUGUAGAGUUAUUUGGAGUAUGGAACAAAACUCAAUUGUCUUCCUUGGAAUGCAACAUUUCACGAUAUUAUUUUUCGUAAGAUAAAAGCGAAAUACAAGAUUCCCACAGGUUUGCCAAAUCUUCAUAAAUGAAAAUGGCAACGCAAAACAUAAACAAACUUCUGUAUUUUUGGUCGGUAACACUGCAUAUUAUAAUUUUUUAUGAAAUAUAUUUGUAGGAUAUUAAUUGGUUGGUUUUAUAAAAAGUACAUUAACUUUCUUUGGAAAUACUACUAUCAUAGCAACAAUUUUACCUUGGCCCCAGUUGGGUUCUAUAAGAACUUGCACCGAGAGACCUACAUUGGGAUGUCUAGACUUUUAAUAUUGGUCCUAGAAUAGUCUACAUAGGUCCUACAUUGGCUAAAUAAUGGAUAUAAAAUAUCGGGGGAACGUAUCAAUUCCAUAUAGGGCCAAUAUCGGAAAAAUAAAGGCUCUUUGAAUCCUUACUGAACCAAUAUUCAUGAAUAUUGGCCCAAGUUAUUUUGUUGCUAGGGUAAUGUUAAUAAAGCUACCUAUCUAGACCUCACAAUAAAAAAUUUUUUUUACUGGAAUGAUCAUGUUAAGAAAAUAAUAGCUAAAGUCACUGAAAUAUGCAAUAAAUUAAAAUGUCUACUUGGUCCUUA